AAAUACCCAAAAGGUCACUGCAUGAUCUCCAAAUUUGUCUUGAUAAAUAGUAAUAUACCCUCGCAAUAGAAUCUCGUUCAGCCCUAAUUUGAUUUUACAAAUUGAGUUUAGGGAUUAACCGCUUAUAAGCGGUAAAUUAACACUACGGUAACCGAGAAACGAAGGUCAAAUUUUACUACCGCCACGCCACCCCUCUUUUUCUCGUUCUCUAUAUCACAAUGUAAAACUCCCUCAGUCUCUUAUUUUCUUCAUCGUCUCCUUCUUUCUAUCUGUUCUGUUCCUUUGCCCAGAAAAUCAAAGAGAGAGAGAGAGAAAAAAAAACACUUCUCUUUGAAAUUCAAACUGAAAAAUUUGGCUUCCUUGGUUCUAUUUCAUCCUCACGUUGCUUUACAUUGAAGUAAUGCGAAUUUCGGUUGCGAUUCUCUUUUUCUUGCAGGAUUUGGCUCCUCCGUGAUGAUCUCUUCAUGAAGACUCGGGUUAGGAUUCUUGCUUAGCGUUGAUUCCUUGCGGUUAGAUCUGAAGUGUGGUGGUUGGUCUUGUUCGAACAAGUAGCUUGAGGUUGGAGGAUUUUGAAUUGUUUCGGAGUUCAGAAGCGUGAUUUGCUGUUUAAGAGGGAGGUGGUAGAUAGUGUUGUUUCUGCGCUUGGUGUUUUUAGAGAUGAAGAGGUCUAGAGAUGAUGUUUUCACGAGUUCUUCCCAACUCAAACGCCCUAUGUUGUCUUCCCGAGGAGAAGCGUCCGGGCAACCCCAGAUGACGAAUGGAGGUGCUCAGAAACUGACUACUAAUGAUGCCCUAGCGUAUCUCAAGGCAGUAAAGGAUAUAUUUCAAGAUAAGAGGGACAAGUAUGAUGACUUUUUGGAGGUCAUGAAAGAUUUCAAGGCUCAAAGAAUUGAUACUGCAGGUGUGAUUGCAAGAGUGAAGGAACUGUUUAAAGGGCAUAGAGAUCUUAUAUUGGGAUUUAACACCUUCUUGCCUAAGGGAUAUGAAAUCACACUUCCAUUGGAGGAUGAACAACCUCUCCCAAAGAAGCCUGUGGAGUUUGAAGAAGCUAUAAAUUUUGUGAACAAGAUAAAGACUCGAUUCCAAGGUGAUGAUCAUGUUUACAAGUCGUUUCUUGACAUAUUGAAUAUGUACAGAAAGGAGAACAAGUCUAUCACUGAGGUCUACCAGGAGGUUUCUGCAAUUUUCCGGGACCACCCUGAUCUUCUUGAUGAGUUUACUCAUUUUCUUCCGGACACUUCUGCAACCGCCUCUACUCAUUAUGGUUCUGGUCGAAAUCACAUGCUUCGUGAUAGGAGCUCUGCAAUGCCAACAGCACGGCAAAUGCAUGUUGAAAAGCGAGAAAGGACCAUGGUUUCGCAGAGUGAUCGUGACCCCAGUGUUGAUCGUCCUGACCCAGAUCAUGACAGGGGUUUGUUGAGGGCAGAAAGGGAGCAGAGGAGACGUGUGGAGAAGGAAAAGGAACGUAGGGAAGAUAGAGACAAGAGAGAUCGGGAAAGGAAUGAUAGAGAUUAUGAGCAUGAUGGAGGUCGGGAUAGGGAGCAAUUCCCCCACAAACGGAAAACUGAUCGUAAGGCUGAAGAUUCUGGACCUGAACCAAUGUUUGAUGCGGAUGAAAACUUUGGUAUGCGUCCUAUGUCAUCCAGUUGUGAUGAUAAAAAUUCUCUAAAAAGCAUGUAUAGUCAAGAGUUUGCUUUCUGUGAAAAAGUCAAAGAGAAAUUACGGAACCCUGAUAACUACCAGGAGUUUUUAAAGUGUUUACACAUUUACAGCAGGGAAAUAAUUACCCGCCAAGAAUUGCAGUCAUUGGUGGGUGAUUUACUGGGAAAAUAUCCAGAACUUAUGGAGGGGUUUAAUGAAUUUUUGCUACAAUCUGAAAAGAAUGAUGGUGGAUUCCUUGCUGGGGUUAUGAAUAAAAAGUCCUUGUGGAAUGAUGGACAUGGACUGAAAUCGAUGAAGGUUGAAGAUAGGGAUAGAGAUCGGGACCGAGAUAGAGAUAGAGACCGUUAUAGGGAUGAAGGAAUAAAAGAAAGGGAUCGUGAAUUCCGAGAAAGGGACAAAUCUACUGUUUUUGCCAACAAGGAUGUAUUAGGUCCUAAGAUGUCUCUAUAUCCCAGCAAGGAAAAGUAUUUAUCCAAACCUAUUAAUGAGUUGGACCUUUCUAACUGUGACCAAUGCACUCCUAGUUACCGUCUCCUCCCAAAAAAUUACCCAAUACCUGUAGCUAGCCAGAAAACAGAACUUGGUGCAGAAGUGUUGAAUGAUCACUGGGUGUCUGUCACUUCAGGAAGUGAGGAUUAUUCCUUCAAACAUAUGCGCAAAAAUCAGUAUGAAGAGAGCUUGUUUAGAUGCGAAGAUGACAGGUUUGAACUUGAUAUGUUGUUAGAGUCUGUAAAUGUGACAACCAAACGAGUGGAAGAGCUGUUAGAAAAGAUUAACAGUAAUAUAAUUAAAGGAGACAGCCCAAUUCGUAUUGAGGAGCACUUAACAGCUAUAAAUCUUAGGUGUAUUGAGCGAUUAUAUGGUGACCAUGGGCUUGAUGUGAUGGAAGUGUUAAGGAGGAAUGCUCCUCUAGCUUUGCCAGUGAUAUUAACACGUUUGAAGCAGAAACAUGAAGAGUGGGCAAGGUGCCGUGCAGAUUUUAGUAAAGUUUGGGCUGAAAUAUAUGCCAAAAACUAUCACAAAUCUCUUGAUCAUCGUAGCUUCUACUUUAAGCAACAGGAUACAAAAAGCUUGAGCACAAAAGCCUUACUGGCAGAAAUCAAAGAAAUUAGUGAGAAGAAACACAAAGAAGAUGAUGUUCUUUUAGCUAUUGCUGCUGGAAAUAGACGGCCUAUUCUUCCAAACUUGGAGUUUAAGUAUUCUGAUCCGGAUAUUCAUGAAGAUUUGUAUCAGCUCAUAAAAUAUUCCUGUGGAGAACUUUGCACAACUGAACAGUUGGAUAAAGUUAUGAAGGUUUGGACAACAUUUUUGGAACCCAUGCUUUGUGUUCCUUCUCGACCCCAGGGUGCUGAGGAUAGUGAAGAUGUUGUCAAGGCUAAGAAUAAUUCUGUCAAAAGUGGCACUGCAAGUGUUGCUGAAAGUGAUGGUAGUCCUGUUGUUGGUGCUACCAUAAAGAAUCCAAAGCAUGUAAACAUUUCCAGAAAUGGUGAUGAGUGUAUGCCAUUAGAUCAACCAACUUCUAGCAAAGCAUGGCAGUCAAAUGGUGAUAGUGGGGUUGGAGAAGAUAAGUGCAUCAAUGACUGUACAGGACAUAAAACUGAAACUUUGAGCAGUAAUGGACCGCAUGGUAAAGUUAACAGUAUUGCAUUCACGUCUGAUGAACUAUCAGGAGUCAAUAAGCAAGAUCAGUCCAGCGAACAGUUAGUGAAUGCUAAUGUCUUACCAGCAUCUGGAAUGGAGCAAAGUAAUGGAAGGACAAACAUAGAUAAUGCAUCAGGACUCACUGCCACUCCAUCUAGACCUGGUAAUGUUUCUGUUGAGGGAGGACAUGAUUUACCUUCAUCAGAGGGUGGUGACUCUAGUAGACCGGUUACAUCUACAAAUGGGGCUGUCACUGGAGGCAGCAAAGUUCACAGAUUCCAAGAGGAAUCAGUUCGACACUUCAAAAGUGAAAGAGAAGAGGGUGAGUUAUCUCCAAAUGGAGACUUUGAAGAGGAUAACUUUGCAGUUUAUGGAGGUAAUGGUUUGGAUGCAGUGCAUAACAGAAAGGAUAGUGGUGUGAGUCGGCAAAACCAAAAUAGACAUGGGGAAGAAGUUUGUUUUGAAACCAGAGGAGAAAAUGAUGCUGAUGCUGAUGAUGAAGGUGAGGAAAGCCCUCACAGGUCAUCAGAUGACAGUGAAAAUGCUUCCGAAAAUGUUGAUGUUUCUGGAAGUGAGUCUGCUGAUGGUGAGGAGUGUUCUCGAGAAGAGCAGGAAGAUGGGGAGCAUGAUAACAAGGCUGAGAGUGAAGGUGAAGCCGAGGGAAUGGCUGAUGCCCAUGAUGUUGAAGGAGAUGGAACAUCAUUGCCAUAUUCUGAACGCUUUCUACUAACUGUAAAACCUCUAGCAAAGUAUAUCCCCCCAAUGUUACAUGAGAAGGACAGGAAUUCUCAAGUGUUUUAUGGAAAUGAUUCCUUUUAUGUUCUGCUUAGACUUCAUCAGACAUUGUACGAGAGGAUACAGUCAGCAAAGAUUAACUCAUCAUCUGCUGAAAAGAAAUGGAAGGCUGCAACUGAUACAAGCUGUACUGAUCAAUAUGACAGGUUCAUGAAUUCCCUCUACAAUUUAUUGGACGGUUCUUCUGAUAAUACAAAAUUUGAGGAUGAUUGUCGAGCUAUUAUUGGAACUCAGUCCUAUGUCUUAUUCACAUUAGAUAAGCUGAUAUAUAAACUUGUUAAACAGCUUCAAGCUGUUGCUGGUGAUGAGAUAGAUAGUAAACUUCUACAACUAUAUGCAUAUGAAAAAUCAAGAAAACCUGGAAAAUUUGUGGAUAUAGUUUAUCAUGAAAAUGCCCGCGUUCUUCUUCAUGAUGAGAACAUUUAUCGUAUUGAAUAUUCACCUGGACCAAUGAAACUGUCUAUUCAAUUGAUGGACUGUGGACAUGAUAAGCCUGAAGUGACUGCUGUGUCGGUGGACCCUAAUUUUGCAACCUAUCUGCACUGUGACUUCCUCUCUGUUGUCCCUGACAAAGAGAAGUCAGGAAUUUUCUUGAAGAGGAAUAUACGGAGAUAUGCUAGUAAUGAUGAAUUUUCAAGCCAGGCUAUGGAAGGACUAAAAAUUAUUAAUGGUCUGGAAUGUAAGAUAGCUUGCAGUUCAUCUAAGGUAUCUUACGUUUUAGAUACUGAAGACCUUUUGUUUCGGAUGAGAAGAGAAAGAAGACCGUUGUGUCAAAAGAGUUCAUGCCAUGAGCAGGCGAAGUCUUCAAACAUUUGUUCAAACAGAGUACAAAGAUUCCGCAAAUUGUUUUCUUUUACAUGAUGGUGUCCAUUUUGAGCCAGUACUAUUUUCAAGCGUCAUUGGCAGAGGCGCCGGAUGCAAACGACAUCCUGUCCUACAAGUUGAUCAAAGGAUGUUUUUCUAAAAUCAUUUUUGCGCAUUUUCUAUGAGCAACCUAAUAAAGCUUACAGAACGGGUGGCGCGGCGUGAAGAGGAUAUUGUAGUAUACUUGUAAUUUGAUGGCUAGCUAAUGUUGGCUGACAAUAAUGUAAAUAGAGGUAAUUUGUGAUGUAACUAGAGGACAUUUUUAUUUCAUUCAUCCAUAUUUUUGUUAUCUAGUUUUUAUUUUUAUUCUUUUCCCUUUUACUUUAGCUGCUACAUUGUUGAGGUAAUUGUUUAUGGAACAUUCGGUGGCUGCAAUUAGCCUCCCGAUUCAAUUACGAAGUGCUACAUGAGAGAAUCAGCCUCUACCCCCCUUUUCUUU
Abrus precatorius (Indian licorice) is the source of this 5401-nucleotide messenger RNA. RefSeq names its product paired amphipathic helix protein Sin3-like 4. Gene Ontology annotation, cellular component: chromatin; histone deacetylase complex. Gene Ontology annotation, biological process: negative regulation of transcription by RNA polymerase II. The record is from RefSeq and is a predicted model, not a curated record. Lineage: Eukaryota; Viridiplantae; Streptophyta; Magnoliopsida; Fabales; Fabaceae. Gene Ontology annotation, molecular function: transcription corepressor activity. The coding region runs from base 658 to 4959 and encodes 1433 amino acids. The transcript is spliced from 23 exons.